AAUGCAAUGCGAUGAGUACGAUAGUUUGGCAACGCUGACCAGAACAACGGUACCGGACCCUUGUUGCCGGCAGCAGUCUCGGCCUUGUGCAGACAGCAACACCAUGGCGCUAAGGCUGGCUCCUACCGUGGCUCGGAGUGUUGGGAGUGUUGUCCGUGGCCAGGUCCAGGCACGAUGCUUCCAUGUCUCCCCGCUUAUCUCUGCGGCCCAGAAGGUGGCCAUGUCCCACCUGGACCCUGGCUCGGAGAUGCCCUACCCCAAGCUGCAGGCCAACUUAGAUAUCGUCAAACAAAGGCUGAACCGUCCCCUGACCCUCUCGGAAAAAGUGCUAUACUCCCAUCUCUCUGACCCCUCCAACCAAGAGAUCGUGCGCGGUGAAUCCUACCUCAAGCUCCACCCAGACCGCGUGGCUAUGCAGGACGCCACAGCCCAGAUGGCGAUGCUUCAGUUCAUCAGCUCCGGACUUCCGAGGGUUGCUGUUCCGUCGACAAUCCACUGUGAUCAUCUCAUUCAGGCACAGAUUGAUGGGCCCAAAGAUCUCAAGCGGGCUAUUGAUAUCAACAAGGAGGUCUACAAUUUCCUGGCUACUGCAGGGGCCAAGUAUGGGGUCGGGUUUUGGAAGCCUGGCUCGGGGAUCAUCCAUCAGAUCAUUCUGGAGAACUACGCUUUCCCGGGCCUCCUGAUGAUCGGCACGGAUUCUCACACGCCCAACGGAGGUGGUCUCGGAGGCCUGUGCAUUGGCGUGGGUGGUGCUGACGCUGUUGAUGUCAUGGCUGAUAUUCCUUGGGAGCUGAAGUGCCCAAAGGUCAUUGGUGUUAAGCUGACCGGGGAGCUGAGUGGCUGGACAUCCCCAAAGGACAUCAUCUUGAAGGUCGCUGGAAUCUUGACUGUCAAAGGAGGUACCGGGGCUAUUGUUGAAUAUCUGGGGCCUGGCGUGGACUCCAUCUCCUGCACUGGGAUGGCCACGAUUUGCAACAUGGGCGCUGAGAUCGGGGCUACCACAUCUGUUUUCCCCUUCAACAACCGGAUGAGAGACUACCUUGUGGCUACCAACCGGCAGGGCAUCGCUGAGCUGGCCGAGCAGAACGCCUCCAUGCUUACCCCUGACGAUGAUGCCCCCUAUGACCAAAUGGUGGAGAUCAAUCUUUCUGAACUCGAACCUCACAUCAACGGACCCUUCACCCCAGACCUGGCUCACCCUGUUCACAAGGUUGGAGAUGCAGCUCGGGAAAAGGGCUGGCCACUGGAGGUGAAGGCCGGUCUGAUUGGGUCUUGCACAAACUCCUCCUAUGAAGACAUGGGACGCUGUGCUUCCAUUGUUAAGGAAGCCAUGAACCACGGGCUGAAGGCCAAGUCUCUCUUCCACAUCACGCCAGGCUCCGAACAGAUCCGAGCUACUAUUGAACGUGACGGAAUUGCCCAGACUUUGCGUGAGUUUGGUGGGACCGUGCUGGCUAAUGCGUGUGGUCCGUGCAUCGGGCAGUGGGAUCGUCAGGACGUGAAGAAGGGAGAGAAAAACACCAUUGUAACCUCGUAUAACCGUAACUUCAUCGGCCGCAAUGAUGCCAACCCUGCAACCCACGCUUUCGUCACGUCUCCAGAGCUUGUUACGGCCAUGACGCUCGCUGGGACACUGGACUUCGACCCUCGCAACGAUACGCUGGUCGGAAGUGAUGGGAAAAAGUUCAAAUUGAGCAACCCAUUCGCCGCCGAGCUCCCACCCAAGGGAUUUGACCCUGGCGAAGACACCUACCAGUCUCCUCCACCAGAUGGCUCCAGCGUGUCCGUCGAUGUCAGCCCUGAAUCCCAGCGUCUCCAGCUACUCUCUCCCUUCGACAAGUGGAAUCCCAAGAACUUGCAGGAUAUGACUGUUCUCAUCAAGGUGAAAGGGAAAUGCACGACGGACCACAUCUCAGCUGCAGGUCCCUGGCUCAAAUUCCGCGGCCAUCUUGACAACAUAUCCAAUAACAUGUUCCUGACAGCUAUCAACAGUGAGAACGAUGACAUGAACAACGUCCAGAACAAGAGCACGGGUGAAUGGGGUCCCGUGCCCGCGACGGCCCGGGCUUACAAGGCCAGUGGGAUCAGCUGGUGUGUCAUUGGGGAUGAUAAUUACGGAGAGGGCAGUUCUCGGGAGCACGCCGCCUUGGAGCCCCGUCAUCUGGGCGGGCGAGCAAUCAUUGUGAAGUCUUUCGCUCGAAUCCACGAGACUAAUCUGAAGAAGCAGGGCAUGCUACCCCUCACCUUCGCCGAGCCGAGCGACUACGACAAAAUCGAUCCCAAUGACAAGAUUUCACUUCUGGGACUUGAGAGUUUCGCUCCCGGCAAGCCUGUGGAGUGCGUCAUCCGCCACGCUGACGGCGCGACGGAGACCAUCCAGCUCAACCACACCUUCAACGAGCAGCAGAUAGCCUGGUUCAAGGCCGGCUCCGCCCUUAACUACAUGAAGGAGCUGGCGAAGAAGUAAUUUUGAGACAU
Molecule: messenger RNA, 2478 nt
Organism: Eriocheir sinensis (Chinese mitten crab)
Lineage: Eukaryota; Metazoa; Arthropoda; Malacostraca; Decapoda; Varunidae
Gene: mAcon1
Product: aconitate hydratase, mitochondrial-like
Exons: 14
Coding region: 2-2467 (821 amino acids)
Biological process (GO): tricarboxylic acid cycle
Cellular component (GO): mitochondrion; cytosol
Molecular function (GO): aconitate hydratase activity; 4 iron, 4 sulfur cluster binding
Source: RefSeq, a predicted model, not a curated record